This is a messenger RNA of Centruroides sculpturatus (bark scorpion), 9431 nucleotides long. It is a transcript of the gene ChT, whose product is annotated as high-affinity choline transporter 1-like. Gene Ontology annotation, cellular component: plasma membrane. Bases 3079 to 5187 code for a protein of 702 amino acids. Lineage: Eukaryota; Metazoa; Arthropoda; Arachnida; Scorpiones; Buthidae. The transcript has 9 exons. Gene Ontology annotation, molecular function: choline:sodium symporter activity. Gene Ontology annotation, biological process: choline transport; transmembrane transport; acetylcholine biosynthetic process. The record is from RefSeq and is a predicted model, not a curated record.
CCAUUAUCUACAACAGGAUGUGUAUUCGCCCGCGGACUUAUCUUCUCUUGUAUCGCAGAUACGUGGACAAGUAGGCAGUUCUCUUCCACAUCACCGGUUGCCAUGACGACUAGCGGAGGUUCGUGCCCAGAAAGAGACCCGGAGUAAUUGUUGGGAUAAUGAAACACCGUCUGGGGAGAUACUGAAUUGGCCGAUUCAUCAGCAGUUUGUUCAUCCGGUUCAAUUGUUUGCAGGGUAGAAGCUGGUCCUCUUUCAAAAUUUCAACCGGGAUUAAUUUGGCUUAUUUACGGCAUCUUUGCCCUCCCCCGAAGUGAUGCGACGAGUCGGAUAGCUUCGAGCGAUUUUAAAACGACGACACUGCCUAAAUUAAUUAAUGUAUUCGUCUAUGAAGUUCGAAAAUCCUCGGUUGAUCUUUAAAUAAAUACAGAAAUCUGUUUUUUUCUUUGGUAAACAUUUUAAAAGGGGAUCGUUUACGGUUCGAGAAAGCAAAUCAGUGAACCAUCACUUGUCAAUUAUGGCUGCAGACAGCGCAGUGUCUCUGGUAAAAGGUCGUGUCUUUACUUUUUUGUUUGAAAAAGUAAUGGUUUGUCUUCUUUAGUUACAGAAGUUCCUAAAGUUUGGAAACAUCAGACAAUGCUAAAGAAAUUAUGCAAUAGAUAAAUGAACAAAAACCCGUUGUAAUAAGACUACAAAGUCUGUCAUCCGUUUAAAAAUUUAGGAAGAAAAUUCACUACUCGUACAAUACAAAGAAUCCUUAUAGAUUCGGAUGAAUUUAAUUAUUUAAGAAACUCUUUCGUGUAUAAAAAUAGGAUUUCAUUAAGAUUUUCCUGACGGUUUCUUUUAAUAAAUGUAUCCUUUGUUUUCCUAUUUAAUUUCCCACCUUUCAAUUUAUAUAGAUCAAUACUUUCAGAUGAAUUCAUUCUGUAUUUAUUUAUUUACUUGUUAAGUGUUUAUUUCCUAAUAAUACUACAAUAAUUAUUUAUUUACGAAUAAGUAUAUACAUCAUUCACCAGGAAGAAUUUUACAUUAUUUCUAUUGAAAUUUUCAUACAUUCAUUACCUUAUAAAACACUAUACGUACAGUACAGGAUUCACUUUCCGUGUCUUCAUAAUAAUAAAGAAAAGUUGAAUACACGAAAAGAUUUAGAUUUCUCUAUAUUUAAAUUAUUUUUUCUUAGUUCCUAUUUAAAUUAUCAAUAAAAAUAUUAAUACUAAAACACUUAAGAAAAGCUUAAUCUAAUCGUUGUAGCAAUAAGUGAAUAGAAAGAUUAUUUAUACCCUUUAAUCCGAUUUAAUACCCUCUCUAAUUUCAUACAAACGUGAUAGACUUACAAUAAUGCAUAGAAAAAUAAUAAUAUUUUAUACAAACACAAAUAAUAAUUACUUAAAGUAAGAAAUUUUAAUGUCAGUUUUAUUGAUGCUUAAUUUACUGUACGUCUUCGAUUGGAAAAUCAAUACAUUGCAGUGUUGUUUUUUUUUCAAAACUUAUAGCACCUAUCGAAUAAAUGCAAUCUGGAAUAUAUCUCGAAUGUUUUUCGUAAUAAAUUUUUCCGAAUGUCUCCAUUACUCUUAAGGUUUAUUACAAGAGAACAUCACGAAAUACCGAACAUGAUUUUUAUUUUAUUACACGUCUUUUCUCCUAUAUUUUAAUAGGAAAAAACGUUUUAAAAUAUCAAAAGUUUUCCCUAGUUUUCUCAUUCUUAAUAAGAAUAAAACGGUAAUUAUAUUACUCAGAAUAUUAACACAUAAAUAGUGUUAUAGUAACUUCUUUACGUUGGCAUUUUCAUUCAUUAAUAUAAGAAAAGACUAAAUAAGAUAUAAUUGUUUGCGGGUGUCUAGAGAAUCUAUCUAGACAACUAUGAAAUUAAAUGAACGAAAUAAGACUUUGGGAAGGGGGUUUUAUUAUAUAAAAAAAGUAACAAUUAUCAUAAAGAAUAUGAAAAUAUAAUAUCAAUAACUUCAUUGAUUCUGUUAUAUGUAUUUGUUUGUUUACAUGGAAAGGGGGACGAUUCUGUUAUCCGUAAUAAUAACCCGAAUAAUUUAGUUUUGAGUGUUUAUUGAUAGAGUUUUUUGAUAGGAAAGGAGCAUGCGUUGAUACGAAGCUUCGAUUGGUGGUGGUUUGGUUAUCAUCGAUCUACUCUGUCGAUUACUACUCUCCCGAGAAUUCCAUAGUUAAAUAUGAGGGACGAUAUGAGUAGGGGCGAUAAAUGUCUUUGUAAAUCGCCCUUCCUAUUAAAAAACAAACUUGUAUCUCAAUCGGGACGAUCGAAUCCGUGUUACCCCUCUCUCAUAAUAGAAAUAAUAAAGAGUGCUCGAGUCUCGCUUACCCGCAAUACCUGAGUGUAUAGGUAGUAGGUUAAUUAAUUAAUGCCAAAAUCUAUUCUAUCUUUCCUACUUUAAGUUUUAUUGCAUAAAAUAUUGUAAUGAUAACAUAGAUUAUUCUACCCCUUUUUUAUUUGAUGUUCUAUCCUUUCAUUAAUCCUAAAUCAUAUCUUUAAAAAUACUUAUCGAUACCUUUCUUUAAUCUUAGAUUCUACUCCUUAAUUAAAGCAAUACCUAAUUUUAUGCCUUGACUUAUUUAAGUUAGAUAAUAUGUGAAGAAAAAUAUCUUUCGACACGAAUCAACCUGUCAAUUAUUCUGUGGGUAAGACGAGAGAGAGUCAGAUUAUUCCAAGUUGUGUCUAUUUAUGAGAUUUACCUUAGGAAAAUUGAUUGGAGUAUAACUAUCUUCGGGAUGUUCUGCUAUCAAAAAUUCUUAAGAAGAUAUAAUCUACAGACAUGAUGUACAGAAUUGGAGAGGUUGAAGAGUUGCAGAUAAUUUAUGUAGGGAGUAGAGAUGAGAAUCUGCGUGCUGAAGAAAAACGAUUCUGAGUUAUCUCUAGAUAAAAUUAGUUUCGCCUCUUAGCCUAAAGGUCAUGAAAAGGCCGAGGAUCGAUAUCGAAAUUUCCAACUUAGGUCCCAGGCCCGUGGACAACUCCUACUCGGAAAGAGGUUCGGCGUGGGCGGAAGACAGGAUUCCUCAUUGGACGUCUCCAAGAUAGGCGGAACAUCUUGGUCGUGCAUCGACCAAUCAGGCGACAUGACAGCCAGGGGUUGGUUUCAUCCCGUACCUGGCUCAUCAGACCGUCCGCCAUCCGGAAAGGGUCGCGUAGUUUGUGGCGGGACCUUGUCCGAUUCUCUGCCUCAACACAUCUCAAUUGGCGUUACAUGUUCGGCCUACGCCACCGUUUACGUAAUUUUCCCUCCAAGAAGACCAGCCUGCGCUGGGGGGACUGUUGUUUCCGCUCUCUUUCCCGAGCUCCACUCUACGAUUAUUCGUUUUCCAACCUCUCCCCCGUCUGUUUCUAACUCAGGCAUUCUCUCACUAUCGUGCUAUUACCUGCCGGAAUUCCCUUUCCGGCCUACCUCUAUCUCAGGUGUCAGUACUUACCAGAGCAGUACAGAGAUACACACCAUGACAGUCAACAUCCCCGGCGUGGUGUCUGUCAUAUUUUUCUAUGUCUUGAUUCUACUGGUGGGCAUCUGGGCAGGAAGGAAGAAGAAAACGGGAGCCGAUGAUCUAGAGAGCGAGGAAGUGAUGCUAGCCGGGAGGAAUAUAGGAAUGUUCGUCGGAAUUUUUACCAUGACAGCUACCUGGGUAGGAGGUGGGUACAUCAACGGAACUGCCGAGGUCAUCUACAACAGCGGAUUAGUUUGGUGUCAAGCUCCCUUUGGAUAUGCCAUGAGUUUGGUUAUCGGUGGUCUUUUCUUCGCCAACAAGAUGAGAGAACAAGGUUACGUCACCAUGCUGGACCCGUUCCAAGACCUGUUCGGAGGAAGAAUGGGUGGACUCCUCUUCAUUCCCGCCCUCUGCGGUGAAGUGUUUUGGUCGGCGGCCAUAUUGGCUGCAUUAGGAGCAACAGUCAGUGUUAUCAUCGACUUGGAUAAUAACACCUCCAUCAUCGUCUCCGCUUGCAUCGCGCUUUUCUACACCUUGUUUGGGGGUCUAUAUUCGGUGGCUUAUACUGAUGUCAUACAACUCUUCUGUAUUUUCAUCGGUCUGUGGUUGUGUAUCCCGUUCAGCUUGACUAGUUCGGCAGUGGGAAGUCUUUCCUUGGAAGAUAAUAACUGGAUAGGAGAAGUAGAGCCUUCUUUCGCUGGCCAAUAUAUAGACUAUGGAUUGCUUCUUAUUCUUGGAGGGAUACCAUGGCAGGUAUACUUCCAGAGAGUUUUGUCUUCGAAGAGUGCCUUCAGAGCCCAGAUUUUAUCGUACGUUGCCGCUUUGGGUUGCAUCAUCAUGGCUGUUCCUCCUAUGAUCAUCGGAGCUGUGGCCAAAGCUGCGGCUUGGAACGAGACUGCGUAUCGCGGUCGUUUACCACUAACGGAGGAAGAGACACCCCUGGUCUUACCCAUGGUUCUUCAAUACUUAACCCCCGCAUUUGUAUCUUUUAUCGGUCUCGGAGCCGUUUCAGCCGCAGUCAUGUCCUCUUCCGAUUCCUCUAUUCUAAGCGCUAGUUCCAUGUUUGCUAGAAACAUAUACAAACUAAUAUUUAGACAAAACGCCUCCGAAAGAGAAGUUAUCUGGGUGAUGAGAGUGGCCAUCUUGUUCGUCGGGGUGUUGGCCACGGCCAUGGCCUUGACCGUCAAGUCCAUCUACGGCCUAUGGUAUCUGUCUUCAGAUUUGGUCUACGUUAUCCUUUUCCCUCAGCUGGUGUGCACCGUCUACUUAAAAAAAUACUGUAAUACUUACGGCUCACUAGCCGCCUAUAUAGUGGGCUUAUUGAUGAGAGGGCUGGGAGGAGAAGAUAUCAUCGGCCUCCCUGCCAUCAUUCGUUAUCCUUUCUACUCGGAAGUGAACGGUCAGUUAUUCCCUUUUCGGACGCUUUCCAUGAUAGUUAGUUUCUGCACGCUACUGUCCGUAUCAAAGUUAUUUAAAUGGUUGUUCGAGGCCGGAAGAUUGGAUGCCAAGUUCGACAUUUUCCACUGCAUUGUUAAUAUUCCCGACGACGUAGAGAAGGUACAGGAGCCUCAAGAGGGAGAGAUGACGGUUCUUAACGCAGCGGCCGUUCGCAAGUAUCAAUCGGAGAUGAACGGCCGGGUCAAUCCCGCUCUCAACUUAAGCGGGGAAGAGGUAGAGAUGGAAUCACCCGCGGUAAACGGAGACUUCCGGAACGGACCUGUCAAGGCCGAAUUCACUACCAAUUUGUGAAACGUAUCAUCUAGUUUUAGCCUUUAGAGGUAGUUCGACGACCCAUCGAGUGCCCUUUCCGUCUCGUAGCCCGCUUCGAUAAAAGAAAAACAAACUCGUUUUCGGGGGAAGGGGCGAAGAAGAAGAGUUGCAUCCCUUCCGGUAAUCAUCUUCAGGAAGGGAACACCCGAAAGCGAGAUUAAUCCACGUUAGUCACCUUACGAGAAGAAAUCGCACUCUUUAAACCGUAAUAAUAGCCGAACACGUUGGAAGAGCGCGAAGAAUACAUUAUAUUUUGGGUGCUUCUUUUCAUAAAAAAAAUAAUAACGGGACAAUCUGUAUAGAAAUUGUUUUCUAACAUUAUUUUGUCGGAUGGAUGUUAAAAAAUUUAAAUAAUGUAGUAAUCACGGGGAAAAUCGUCGUCAGGGACACCGUAGUAACACUUUUAAUCGGCGUGUUUUCGUUUGUUUUCUGUUUUUAAAGGUCUAUCCAAAAUUAGCUCGGUGUAUCCCGCUGAAGGCGCCCCUUCUUAGCAAUAAAGUAGUGAUACGCGGCUUCGGGCCCAUCCCAACGUUUUAUCCCGAAGAAUCGAACACCAAACUAUCGUAUCGUUACACGAAUAUUUAACAUAUUAAAGAUAUAUGGGCCCCGCGUGCCCCUAGAACGUGUUGAAUGUUCAAAGUUGAUGUUCCAGUUGAUUUUGUAGAGCCGUGCUAUAUACACACACGUAAUCUGUAUAAAUGUACGUAUGUGUUAAUGUAUAUAUAUAUAUAUGUGAAUAUUAUAUAUAUAAUUAGAUAAUUAGAUAUUUAUAGGUGAGGCCUUAAAAGUCGAUAUCGGUAGGGUGAUAAUCAGAGGAAGCGCGGAUCUCGAGAGUCUUUAUUACUUUUUAGAAAAUAUAGAGAAGAGGAGAAGACGAUCUUUAUCUUUUUUAUAUAUCGACCCCGAACUUCCGUCGGUAGGGAGUUAGAGGGUUUCGAAUCCCGUCUGGUAUGUAAUUAUUAAAAGUAGGGAGAGAUAAUGAGAAGAACCAAAGGCGCUCCAUCAAGUCCGACGCCAAGUUGUUGUUGUUGUUGGAAUCUUAAAUUAUUCUCGUUAUAAUUUAAAGAGAUUUUAUAAAGUUAUUUGUAAAAGACCAAAAGAAAACUUUAACCCAGAGACGGUUAAACAUAUCAGGUACGAAUCAUUUGCCCGGAGACUCGGUUUAUUCUUCGAUCAUUUGGGCGAUGAGGAGGAGAGAUGAAGAUAGAAACGCCCACCCACUUUCCGCAUAUAUUUUUGUAUAACGUUAGGAACCAGAGAAAUAGUUACUACUGCCAAAAAUGCCAUAUCUAUCGUUUUUAGCGCAUCGAUGUUUGUUUGUCCGAAGAUAGAACCACUGGAAUGGAUCCUAUUUGUUAACGACGUUGAAUGUUGUAUCCGUUCUUAUCUACUCUGUGUCUAAUAGAACCACCAAUAAAAAGGAAUUUACGUGUGCUCGAUUGUCUCCUUGCCAUUUGUGCUUGGUCCGAUAUUGUAAUUGUCUGUUUAUCCGGACUCCGCCGCGUGAGAACUGACCGCAUGGCUCGGGAUCGAUAGACGAGGGAGGGAGAGAGGCCUGUACUGUAGUACGUGUUUUCCCUCUUGUUUGCUCGUGAAAUCUCACGUAAUGGCAUAGGUUAUCGCCUCAUUCGGACUCGUAUUCGUAAAAUAACAACAAUUAAGUCUAUUUUUUUAAAUCCUCGACGUCUAUUUAAUUAAUUAAAUUAAAAGAACGUAAGUAUCAUCUCGAGGAUUUUAAUUACUAGAUUCUCGAUUUGUAUAGAACUAUUAUGGAAAAAAUACUCGAUAUUUCGUGUAAAUUUUCACAUCUCAAAAUGUUUAAAAGCUUUAAAAUUUAGAAAAAUAUACCAACAUUUCGAAUAUUUAAAAUUCAAAUUUAUGUAAAUUUAUUAACGCGCGAAGUUCAAAAUUGAAUUUAAACACAGGUAAAAAGUGAGCUGAUGAAUGGUCUACUUUAUAGAACAGGUAAGAAGAGAAUAAGAGUUUAUUUAUUUUAUAUAAGCUCUAUAGUCAUUCAUUUAUCUUUAAAUAAAGAUGUAAUUUAUUCUGUUAUCAAGCAGUAUUUAUUUUUCAAUAUUAAAACAAAAAAAAUUAGAUUAGAAAGGAAUAAACAAGGAAUAAACGAAAAUCGAAUGAAGACAAUUAAUUAAAUGACAACAAAAGGUAUUAAUGGCAAAUUAUUGUAGAAUAUAUAGUUAUCGGUUAAUUAUAUUACUUGCAUUCUUCAGGAUAUAUUCUACAUUAAAACUAAUUAAUGAAUUACAAGGACUUGCAACUCUAAUCUGCAGUACCAUGUGGUUUUUAUCCAUACUACUACGGACGAGAUUAGUUUCCUCGAAACACAUCAAUUUUUCCGUUAUAUUAAAUAUAAAAUAUUUAUAACUUGCUCUCGGAGUAUGCAAUACUGGAAUAUCUAAAGUAUAGGAAUUCUCAGAAACAAAUCUAUCAUCGGGGAAAAGUCUUUGUAAGGUAAAUAUAAUAGCAAAAAAACAAGAGCUUUGUAGUUACAGUAAUCUUGUGUCAAGAUUUAUCAAUAUUUAUCAUGGAAAAUAAGCAGGUAGAGUGGUUCAAGACCUUUGUGUUGAAAUAAAAAAAAAUUCUAUAUUAACGUUGGAUAGAUUUGGAAAGUUUCAACAAUUAUUAUAGAUUUACCAUAGAAAUUAAUACGUAUAUGUUAUAAUUAAAUAAAAAUUUGUCGACAAAUCGCACAUUUAUUGAUUAAACACAAGGCAAAAAUGUGAUAAUAAAUCUACUAAUCUAUCAGAAAGCAUUAAAGACAAUGUGGAACAAAUAUAUAAUAGUAAUUUUUCAAAAAAAAUUAUAGAAAAGGGAGAUCAUAAAUAAUGUUAAAAUCUUCUUUUGUAUUGGAUAGAGUCGAAUACCAAAUAUAAUGGAAAAUAAACAAUAAAGAAACUUCAUAAGAAAAGGAAGAGGGAGGACUGAGAUCUGGAUUAUAGGAACCGAAUCUACUGACUUGCUAUUAAUUUUAUACAAACAUAAAUGUAUUGAUAUAAUAAUCUAGUUGCUAUUACCUAAAAACUGAAGAAAAUAUACUGUACAAGUAAGAUUUGUAUGUGCAAAUUAAAUGAUUAAGAUGAAGGAUAUUCAUUGACGUAUAAAUAUAGGACGGUCCAAUAGAAAUAGAAAGACUAAGCUACUAUCUUAUUUAAAUACUUUACUACAGUACUUAUAAAUUUGUAAAUAAUACAAACUUUAUCAAUUUUGUAAAGGAAAAAAAAACGUUAAAGUGUACGAUUCGUAUUCACAAGUUUGCCUAGAAAAUACUAAACAAAACACUUUUGAACCAUCGAUAUUAAUUUAGCUUGCAUUCUUUCUUUAAUUGUAUAUUAAAAAUAGUAAAAAUUUCAUUUAUUUCGUACAGAAUUUUGUUCAAUUUUACGUCUAAACUGUGCUUAUUAGGGACUACAAUGAAAUGAUUUAGUGAGACGAGAACAUCGGGAACAAUCGCUAAAGUAAUAAUAAUAAUGAAAACUACAGAGAAAUAUUCAAGAUAAAAAAAUUUAAUCUAAAUAAAGAAACGAUAAACGAGAUGAAUAUCGAAUAAAGUAUUAACGAGAAUCCCGAAAGUAAAUUAGGAAAGAUGUCGAAUAUGCAAAUGAAUGUUAUUCUUAGAAACGAAUUAGAUGAGACUUGUCGGAGAGAAAAAGAUAAUGAUAAAUCUCAUUGGCAAAAUCUGUAGAUAAAGAAAGUAUCUGACAAAGAUGAAGUUGAUCCAUAUAAUUGAAAAAUAUGUGAUACAAAUAAAGUUUUUUACCCCCCAUAACAAAUUAUUUGUAGUGUAAUAUUAGAAAAAUUUGUAUACUACAAUAGGAGAAAAAUGUGAACCUUUUACUAAACUUAAUGGACUCUCCUUAUAUAUAUAUAUUUAUCGUUGUAUUGUGUUUUUCUGGCUUGUAAGUAAAUUGUAUCCUGAUUUUCCUGAGUUUAUCAUUUUUUUUUUCUUUCUUCCACAGUUGCAUACAGAACACAAAUUCAAUAUAUUAGACUUUAACCAAUACUUCAAUAUAUUAGUCGUCUAUCAAGUCUAUUAGACAUACUCUUAAUAAUAUCUUGUGUAGCAUAACCAGAGAGAAGCUCUGAAACCCGGGUCCCUCGUACUGUACGUUUUAAGAAUUAUCACCCGCUAAAAAUUUUUUAGAAAUUAAUUUACAAUUUUUUGAUUUUAUAAAUAAUAAUAAUAAUAAUAAUAAUUUAUAUUCGAU